Candidula unifasciata is the source of this 270-nucleotide messenger RNA. The record is from the annotation of a GenBank genome assembly. Lineage: Eukaryota; Metazoa; Mollusca; Gastropoda; Stylommatophora; Geomitridae.
GCUGAAGUACAAAUGGAAAUUCAGUCACUUUUGGCCCGUAAGGGAGGAAUCAUGGCUUCGUUGUAUUCAGUCCAUCAACAAGAUGGCAGCAUGACCUUAGAGUUGUCCCUGCAGAUUAACCAUAAACUGCAAGCUGUUUUAGAGGACACACUGCUCAAGAAUAUUACAUUAAAGGAGAGCCUGGACACUCUUGGUGAAGAAAUUGCCAGACUUUCCCAGGAGAAUAGACAACUUCAGUUGAGCAUGCAGCAAACAGGACAGCUGACCUGA